Paramuricea clavata is the source of this 2684-nucleotide messenger RNA. The record is from the annotation of a GenBank genome assembly. NCBI's taxonomy places the organism in Eukaryota, Metazoa, Cnidaria, Anthozoa, Malacalcyonacea, Plexauridae.
AUGGUUGAGAUUUAUAAAAAAUACAAUACCGAUUUGUCUAAGGUGUUGGGGCAGUAUGGGCAAGCUGCAAACGCCACUACCAAAAUGAUAUUUGUCAACCGUUUUAAAAAAAUUGGUCUAGCAUCCGGCAAAAUGUCUGCGGGUUCCGUGCCCAAAUUUUGUUGCAAGACAGUCGUGGAGAUCAACUUGCCAGAGUUGGAAGAAAUGCUUGAAGCUUUAAACAAAUGUUCAAAGCAGCCGGGCAGUGUGAAUUAUUUUGAAUUGGGUGAAUCCACAGCGUAUAGUGGUGAUAUCCUUAAGCUUGUGCUUAAGGGUAGCGAGUACGGGUGGUUAUGUCUAUGUAAAUUAAAAAAAGCCAGCGUUCCAGAUUGUUUCCCCGUCGACGACGACAACCCAGAUCCCUCCCCAUUUUCAGAAACUCCCACCGACGAAUUGAAAGUGGAAUGGAGUGAAUGUUUUGAGAAAUUUUAUAUCAGUAAAAACGAAGAUUGGUCUGAAUUUGGCAAGAAACUUCGUGAUUUUUGGCAUGAUAUAAAUUCAAUUUGGAAUGAUGAUGGUACAGAACCCUCAACAGCCGAGCACCCGACACCAAGAAAAAACCAACCGUCAACUAGCCCGUUACUUAGCCGUCAACAACUGUCAACGUCCAUGUCGCCAGCAAAAUCGACGAGAAAGCAGACCAGCUCGCCUGUGAAAAGAAAACAAUCUGGUGAGAAAAAGACUUCUAAUAAGAAGAAAAAAGUCGCAAUUGUUGAGUCAGACAGCGAGGUGAGUUCAUCAUCAUUCGAUAAUCAAAUGUACUUUGAUACUACGGAUAAUUACGUAAACCCUGACAAACAGCGUGCGCAUUUUAGAACAAUCUUACAAACACCUGAUUAUAAAAGCGCAAAGGAAACCCUAAUUAGAGAACUUAAAAUAACUCACCCGAAAAAAUUUAAAUAAUUAUUUUCUUAGCGUGAAGAUAAAGAAAUAAUUGCCGCAGUGGUUACGUGUAUGAUAGAAUAUAGUGCAACGGUGGGGGAGGUGGUGAAAAUGUAUAUCAACGAUCUACAUAAGAUUCUACCCGACGUUGAUUUUGUAAAAUUUGUCAAACAGCGUGUGGACGAUAUAAAUACCGUAUACAAACAGUUAAAAUCUGGUUUGGUUUGAUUUACAGUGAUGGUAAAGAGAAAGAAGACCCAGAACAUUGAUGCUGCUUUAAUCAAAAAGGCCGCAAGAUUAUUAAAAAAUGAACAAUUGACUGCUGAACAACACAUCGCUUAUAAAUUACAUGCUCAAAGACGUAUACAUUUUAAACGUUUAAAAAUACAUAUAGAUAGGCGUAAUGAACAAUGGAGUAUAGAUCUGGCAGAUUUAAAACAAUUAUUAGGGUAUAAUGAUCAAUAUCGUUAUCUUCUUGUGUGUAUUGAUAUUGCUACGUGCUAUGCGGUCGUAAAACCCCUAAAAAAUAAAACUGCUAAUAAUGUGCGCAAAAAAUUCGAAGAAAUUUUAAGCGAGGCGGGUGGUAUCCCGAAAAAAAAUUCAAGCUGACGAGGGUACAGAGUUUAACCAAAUAAAAAAGAUCUUUCUAAAAAAUAUGGUUUCACUCUGUUUCACACACAAAACCGCGAGACAAAGGCCGUGCACGCCGAACGUUUUAUCCGAACAUUUAAACAAAUGAUUACGCGUUCGUUAACCACUUUGAACAUGGGCUACCGUUAUAUAAAAUAUUUGCCCACAAUUGUAGAACGAUAUAACGAGGCACCGCAUCAGGGUAUUUUUGGUGCCACCCCUGUAGAUCUGUAUGUACAUCAGAAAAUCCCAAAGAAUUUUCAAUUUCAGCUUGUAAAAAGAGAUUUAAAUACACACGCACAGCCCACAACCGAUUUAUUACGCAAGGGGACACGUGUACGCAUAGCGCGUAUCAAGAAUAUCACGUUUGAAAAGUCUAGUCUACGACGUUGGGUAAAAGAAGUGUUUGUUAUUCACAAAGUGUACAUUACCGAUCCUGUAACGUAUAAACUACGAGAUAGCAAGGGCGAAGAUAUCAGAGGUAUAUUUUAUCGUGAAUAAUUACAGACAUUAAAAUGAAUUUGAAAAUCUUUAGUAAUGCACCCAACGCUGUUGGUGGUACCAACUAUAAUAAUCAGUUUGUAAUGAAAUUGCCCGACAAAAUAGACGCUGAAAAUCAGCAAAAAACAUUGCGUGUGCUUAAUGUUACGUAUCCCUUAACUAUCGAGAACGUUUCGAAAGAAUCCUGUGGUAUCCGGUUACAGUACAACUGGUAUAAGUUUCGAGCAAAAUCAAAUUGUGCGGGUGCGGGUAUAGCUUCGCCUGAAGAAGAAGUGACGUUUGAUACCCAAUGGUUAUAUUUACCCCCCGGAUAUUACACGCUUGAUAAAAUGUUGGAAGUUCUGAAUGCGUAUGUAAAUGAAUACGGCGUCUAUUUUCUAGAAUUACCCUCAAAAAGAGUGGGUGUUACAAUGAACGUGGCGGGGAUAGAUUUUGUUUAUCGAUAUAACAACACCGACCCGGUUGUUCGAAAGGGGUUCGAGUUUAUCAGCAGGGCUAAUGCAAUCCAAUUAGAAUUCACUAAAAAUCUAAAAUAUAUGUUGGGUCUUGACGAGUGGAUUCUUCACCCCAGUGGACUCUCCAACGUUCCAGAUAAUAAAAACCCAAUAUCAGCAUAUGAAUGCGUACGAUGA